AUGUGUGUCAUCUGCUUUGUGAAGGCACUAGUGCACGUGUUCAAGAUCUACUUGACAGCAAACUACACUUACAAUUUCCGCGGCUGGCCGGUGGACUUCCGCUGGGAUGACGUGCAUGCCUCAGGCGCUGGCAGCAGUCAUCGAGCCUUGACAUGUGCUGCAGCUGCAGCAGGUGUGUGGCUGCUACAUGAUGCAGCACUGGGCGCGGACACACUCACAAGGUCUCCACGUGGGGCUCGGAGCCAAGCACAGUGCCUCCUGCAGCAGAUCCGUGAGCUGCCCAGCCAACUCGCCAGCUAUGCGCUGGCCCACUCCUUGGGCCGCUGGCUUGUAUACCCUGGAUCUAUGUUUUUGAUGACGCGCGCGCUAUUGCCUCUACUGCAGCAGGGCCAAGAGCGCCUAGUGGAGCGCUACCGUGGACGGCGUGCCAAGCUGGUGGCUUGCGAUGGCAAUGAGAUUGACACGAUGUUCAUGGAUCGUCGCAAGCAUCCAGGCAGCCAUGGCCGUGGUCUGCGACUGGUUAUAUGUUGUGAAGGCAAUGCUGGCUUUUAUGAGAUGGGCUGUCUGUCCGCACCUCUGGAGGCUGGAUACUCAGUGUUAGGUUGGAACCACCCUGGUUUCGGGGGCAGCACAGGAGCACCUUUUCCUCAACAUGAUGCAAAUGCAAUGGAUGUGGUCAUCAAGUAUGCAUUGCACCGCCUGGACUUCCCGCCAGCACAUGUCGUGGUUUAUGGCUGGUCUAUUGGAGGCUUCACAGCCACCUGGGCCGCUAUGACUUACCCAGAACUAGGUGCACUGGUGUUGGAUGCCACCUUUGAUGAUCUGGUGCCACUAGCGCUGAAGGUCAUGCCCCACAGUUGGAAGGGGCUGGUGGUACGCACUGUAAGGGAGCACUUCAAUCUCAAUGUUGCUGAGCAGUUAUGCUGCUACCCAGGCCCAGUUCUGUUGCUCAGACGCACCCAAGAUGAUGUUGUCAGCACCUCGAACCAUGUAGCUACUCUGCCAUCCUGUCCAGGGGAGGGCGACGUGGAAGGUAACCGUGGCAAUGAGCUGCUCUUGCGCCUGCUACAGCACCGAUAUCCGUCUGUGAUGGCCCGCGAGGGCCGCACGGUGGUAACCCGUUGGCUGCGCACCAGCAACUUGGCUCAAGAAGCUGCAUUCUAUGCGCGCUACCGCGUUGAUGAGGAGUGGUGCUUGGCAAUGCUGCGUUCUUAUCGUGAGCGCCGCCAGGAGGAGAUGGAUGAUGCUGAGGCCUGGGGGCCACACGGACCUACUUUCCCCUGGCUUGUGGGUCAAGACCUGAGUGCCCGGCGGCGCCGGCAGCUUGCACUGUUCCUAGCACGCAAGCACCUCAAAAACUUGGAGGCAACACACUGCAGCCCACUGGAGCCUGAGGACUUUCAAUUGCCCUGGGAACUGUAG
This is a messenger RNA of Chionomys nivalis (European snow vole), 1422 nucleotides long. It is a transcript of the gene Abhd16b, whose product is annotated as abhydrolase domain containing 16B. Gene Ontology annotation, cellular component: endomembrane system. The transcript has a single exon. Gene Ontology annotation, molecular function: monoacylglycerol lipase activity; glycerophospholipase activity. The record is from RefSeq and is a predicted model, not a curated record. NCBI's taxonomy places the organism in Eukaryota, Metazoa, Chordata, Mammalia, Rodentia, Cricetidae. The coding region runs from base 1 to 1422 and encodes 473 amino acids. Gene Ontology annotation, biological process: monoacylglycerol catabolic process; phosphatidylserine catabolic process.